This is a messenger RNA of Entamoeba dispar SAW760, 288 nucleotides long. RefSeq lists its product as uncharacterized. The coding region runs from base 1 to 288 and encodes 95 amino acids. Lineage: Eukaryota; Evosea; Mastigamoebida; Endamoebidae. The record is from RefSeq and is a predicted model, not a curated record. The transcript has 2 exons.
AUGACAACAAAUCUUGAAACAAAUCAAGUUGAAUAUUUUGUUCAAAACCCAGCUUCAGAAGCUAUUGUUAUGAAGAGUUAUACCAAGUUAUCAGAGUGUGGAUGGAGACAAUACAUGAUUGGAAAAAUAGGAGAGGACCUUAGGACACUUACUGAAAGUGGAGUUCAUCCAGAACGUUUGACAGAACAAAAAUUAGAAGAAAUAGUUCAGAAACAUUUAGAUGAUUUUCCACCAGAAAUAAUGAAUGAACUAAUGAGUGAUAUUAUUGGCUUUUAUGAAAAAGCUUAA